Messenger RNA from Caenorhabditis bovis, 405 nucleotides. The record is from the annotation of a GenBank genome assembly. NCBI's taxonomy places the organism in Eukaryota, Metazoa, Nematoda, Chromadorea, Rhabditida, Rhabditidae.
AUGAUGCUGCUUCUUCAAAUCGGCGUGAUUCUCGCGAUUCUCGCGGCACAUAGUAUUGCGAUUCCGAAUUGCUACGAAUGCGCGCCAGUGCAGUCGAAAAUCGAGGAGGGCUGCGAGUGCGGACGAAUGCAAGUCGGCGCGGCGUGGCCGACGGACGUGAGCGUCGCGUCGCAUCUUCCCAGUGGCAACACGUUCAGCCGGGAUAAUUAUCGCUUUGAUUAUAUUGAGUCGACUUGUCAAGAUUUUUGGAUCGAUUUUGGCAUUCGAUGCAAUCGCUCGUCGGGAAUUUGGCAGAUGCAUCGGAUUCCGGUCAACAAGGUGACGUAUCGCAAAUUUGGCGAUAUUCCCGAAUUCGAGCUUCCCCUACAAUUGACAUAUGUCAUGUGCACCGAUACCGCUCAAUAA